Molecule: messenger RNA, 5506 nt
Organism: Lucilia sericata (common green bottle fly)
Lineage: Eukaryota; Metazoa; Arthropoda; Insecta; Diptera; Calliphoridae
Gene: tkv
Product: bone morphogenetic protein receptor type-1B
Exons: 3
Coding region: 3069-4595 (508 amino acids)
Biological process (GO): protein phosphorylation; BMP signaling pathway; cellular response to growth factor stimulus
Cellular component (GO): signaling receptor complex; plasma membrane
Molecular function (GO): SMAD binding; transforming growth factor beta receptor activity, type I; ATP binding
Source: RefSeq, a predicted model, not a curated record
AAUAUUUUUUUGAAAUUCUUUAUCGUUUCAUAUUAAUCCCUUGAAGAUUUUUUAAACGCCUUAUAAUUUUAACACCUUCAAUUAUAACCUAUACCACUAUAGUGUGUAGGUUAUUAUGGGUUUGUGCUGAUGUUUGUAACACCCACCUUAAAGUAUACUCGAGUCGGACUAGAAUCUCUUUCUGAGUCUAUUAAGCUAUGUCCGUCUGUCUGACCGUCCGUCCAUCCGUCUGUAUUUCCAUGUAAACCUUGGCCGCACUCUACAGGUCGCAAUUUUCAAGAUAAUUUGAUGAAAUUUGGCACAAACGAAGUUAUAACAGUAUCUAAAGAAUACAAAAUGGAUUUUAAAGACACAAAAGUUUAUAAAAGCUACAAAAGUAUCUAAAAUACAAUAAUAUCUCAAUGCUUUUAAUAGUAUCUAAAACAUAUAAAAGUAUCAUUGAAUUGAAAAAAAGUAGUUUAAAGAUAAAAAUGAAUCUUAAGGAUACAUUAAGUAUGUUUAAGAUAUAAAAGUAUCUAAAGCUUACAAAAAUAUCUUUACCAAACGAAAUGUAUCUCACUGCUUCAAAUGGUAACUGAAAUAUGCAAAAGUAUCUUUGAAUUGCAAAAAGUAUCUUAGAAAUACACAGCUAUAUUAAGGAUACAAAAAGUAUCUUAAAGAUAUAAAAAUAUCUAAAACCUACAAAAGUAUCUUUAACACACAAAAAGUAUCUCACUGCUUAAAAUAGAAACUGAAGCAUGCAAAAGUAUCUUUGAAUUACAAAAAGUAUCUUAGAAAUACACAGCUAUCUUAAGGAUACUUAAAGUAUCUUAAAGAUGUUAAAAUAUCUAAAACCUACAAAAGUAACUUUAACACACAAAAUGUAUCUCACUGCUUCAAAUAGUAACUGUAACAUGCAAAAGUAUCUUUGAAUUGCAAAAAGUAUCCUAAAGAUACAAAAAGUAUUUUAAACAUACAAAAGUAUCUUUAAACCACAAAAAGUAUUGCACUGCUUCAAAUAGUAUCUGAAACUUAGAAAAGUAAGAUUGAAAUUCUAAAAAUUUCUCUUAAAGAUACAAAACUAACUUUAGGAUAACAAAAGUAUAAAAAACAUACUAAAGUAUCUUUAACAAAAAAUGUAUCUUCACGAACCUAUAUCUUCUUAAAGUAUCUAAAACUUACAAAAGUAUCUUUAAACCAGAAAAAGUAUCUCACUGCUUUAAAUAAUAAUUAAAAUACGCAAAAGUAUCUUUGAAAUGCAAAAAUUAAUCUUAAAGAUACAAAACUUUCAAAAAGAUACAAAAAGUAUCUAAAAAAACAUUACAACAAAUAUAAAAACAAAAGUAUCUUUUAACACACAACAAGUAUCUAAAACAUACAAAAGUAUUUUAAAGACACAAAAAGUAGCUAUAAACACACAAAAAGUAUCUAAGUAUCUUUAGAUAUUACAAAGUAUCCUUAAGAUGCUAAAGCAUCUUAAAGAUACUAAAAGUAUCUAAAGCAACAAAACUAUCUGAAAAUAACUAAAGAAAACAAAAAAGUGCUUUAUAAAAAAAUUAUUCUAAAUUUUAUUUUAGAUUUUGAGAAAAUUAAAAAAAAAAAAUCCAAUAAAAAACAAUAAAAAAUAAUAAAUAAAAAUCUACAAAUAACAGUGAAAACAAAAACAACAAAUAUUUUUAUAAUUACAUGAUCAAUAAAACUGUAAUUAUCAGUGUAACAAGCAGUUUUGGUGAAUAAAUCAUUUUUUUAAAAAAAGUGCAGUUUUACAUGCUAAAUUACAACAACAACAACAAAAGGAGAUACACACACUCUUCAUACUUAAUUUAACUUGAAAAAAAAAAAAAUUAAAAAAAACAAAGUGUUGGUCAACUAUUUAUUUGUUCUCAGUUGGUUAAUGUGUUCCCCAUGGAUUAAAUUUCACCUGAUUUUUUUAAAUCUGCUGUAGUACGUAAUUUUUUUUUUUACUCCAUUUUCGUUUGUCUCGUUCGUUCGUACGUAUCGCCACCUUUCGUCUAUAAUUAUACUCAAACGUGAUCACGAGCCUCACACCAAAAAAUAUUAAACUACAGCAGCAGCAAAAAACCACAACAACAACAACAGCAACAAGUUUGCCAAAGUAACAACAAUCACAUCACUUCCAUCUUAACAACAACGACAACAACAACAGCAAAAAAGCUGUGAACUUAAAAUUUCAGCCUAAAAAACCUUAAGGAAAAGAAAAACAAAAGCAAAAACAUUACAAAAAAACUUUUAUCUCCAACAACAACAACAAAAACCAAGAAGAAGAGCUUUAGCAAACAACAAACACACAUCAACAAGGAUUAGUUUUCGUAUCGUUUUUAAAAACGAGAAACCCUUCGUAUAAACUUAAGUCUGUUGCUUAUUAUUACUUUUAUGAACUUGAAAGGGAGCAUGAAUAUAAAAACAACAACUACAACAACAAGCGGAGUAACAAAAAAAAACAAUAACAUUGACGCCAUUGAGACCGAACGAUCAUCAUCGUUUGUUUAGUCUUUACUUCGUUGUUUGAAUGCAUGAGUUUGUUGGUUAAAUUUACCUUUAACAACAACAACAAGCACAACAGCUACAUACUACAAUAAUAAAUACAACAUCAUUAUCUUCGUCAUCAUCAUCAUCCUUUUUAUUUCACGAAAUAAAAACAAAAAUCCAGUUUUUAACUUCGUAAACAGUAAACAUUGAAUAAUCAAGUGAAGACUCUGAGUGAAUGCCUUGAAUAAUCGAGAGAUAAAGAGAGAAUCGUGCAAUCAGUUUUUUUUUCGUCUUUAAACAUAUUUGUGCAUUUCUUCUCUUUGUUAACGUUUUCACAACAUUGGCAAUAACAGAAAAAUCUAUACAAAUCAAACGUCAUUUGUUUGUCUACCUUAAAACAAUAACAAAAAAACAAAAACAAUGUACAAUUUAUAAACCUGGUCUAUACAAUACAAAAAAAAAAACAUCUUCACAGUGUUACACACUCUCUCUCUCACUGAUCGUUCAUAUACUCUUUAUAUAGCAGAGAGUUUUUCUUUAAGGAAUAAUUCCUUAGAUUUUUUAAACAACAACUUUUACAGACUUCAAACUACGUAGACAUGGCGCCGAAAUCCAGAAAGAAGAAGGCAAAUGCCCGUACUUUGACCUGCUAUUGUGAUGGCAGUUGUCCCAAUAAUGUUAACAAUGGCACCUGUGAGACCCGUCCCGGAGGUUCCUGCUUCAGUGCAGUUGAAGAGGUAUACGAUGAAACCACUGGCACCUAUGAAGAAGAGCGAACAUUUGGUUGUAUGCCACCAGAAGAAAAUGGUGGUUUUCUAAUGUGCAAAGUUUCCACAGUACCCCACCUGCAUGGCAAAAAUAUCGAUUGCUGUGAUACGGGUAACUAUUGUAAUCGAGAUUUACAUCCUGCCUUUACACCAAAACUUACCACACCUGCCCCCGAAUUGCCAGUUAGUUCACAAUCUGUCCACUAUUUGGCCAUGAUUGCCUCCAUGAUCAUUUGCCUGACUGCCUUUAUUGUUAUAGUGGUUAUCGUGUGCAUGACCUAUAGGCGAAGGGAGAAACUGAGAAAACAGCCACGUUUGAUUAGCAGCAUGUGUAAUAGCCAACUAUCACCCUUGUCACAAAUGGUUGAACAGAGUUCGGGUUCGGGUUCAGGUUUACCUUUACUGGUGCAGAGAACUAUUGCCAAACAAAUACAAAUGGUUAAAUUGGUGGGUAAGGGACGUUAUGGUGAGGUCUGGUUGGCUAAAUGGCGUGAUGAAAAGGUGGCCGUUAAGACUUUCUUUACCACUGAAGAGGCUUCUUGGUUCCGGGAAACUGAAAUCUAUCAAACGGUGCUAAUGAGACAUGAAAAUAUUUUGGGUUUUAUAGCGGCCGAUAUUAAGGGUAAUGGUAGCUGGACUCAAAUGUUAUUAAUCACUGACUACCAUGAGAAUGGCAGUUUACAUGAUUACCUGUCGACUUCGGUUAUCAAUCCCCAGAAAUUGCAAUUAUUGGCUUAUUCUUUGGCCUCUGGUUUGGCUCAUUUGCAUGAUGAAAUUUUCGGCACUCCCGGUAAACCUGCCAUUGCCCAUCGUGAUAUUAAGAGCAAGAACAUAUUGGUUAAACGUAAUGGCCAGUGUGCUAUAGCCGAUUUUGGUUUGGCCGUCAAAUAUAUAUCCGAAUUGGAUGAAAUACAUAUUGCUCAAAAUACCCGUGUGGGCACUAGACGUUAUAUGGCUCCCGAAGUUUUAAAUCAAACCCUAAAUCCCCAACAAUUUGAAGAAUUCAAGAGGGCGGAUAUGUAUUCAGUGGGCUUGGUGUUGUGGGAAAUGGCCAGACGUUGUUAUACCCCCAUACCCGGCUCAAAGGCCACCACCUGUGAGGACUAUGCCUUACCCUAUCAUGAUGUUGUGCCUUCAGAUCCCACUUUCGAAGACAUGCACGCUGUGGUGUGUGUUAAGGGCUUUAGACCGCCCAUACCCUCGCGUUGGCAAGAGGAUGAUGUUUUGGCUACAGUGGCCAAGAUUAUGCAAGAAUGUUGGCAUCCUAAUCCUACAGUGCGUCUGACAGCACUGAGAGUUAAAAAGACUUUAGGUCGUUUAGAAGCGGAUUAUGUGGACUGUCCUAUGAAAAUUGUAUAAUUUUUAAGCAUUAGACUUAUAUUUUAAGUUUAAUUUAGUUAAACUUUGUAAUUUAAGUUAUUUUUUUCUUAUGAUAAUAGUUUUUCUAAGUUUAUAGUUUUGUAUUUUUUUGUUUAGUUUAUUUUGAGAAAAAAACAACGCUUUUGUUUAAAAAUAUUGUAGUACUAAAAGGAACUUGUUUAUAUUUUUAGAAAAAGUUUCUUGUAAAAAAAAGUUUUCUGUUUAUUAAUUUUUUUUUUUUUCUAAUUGUUAGAAAUUUAGUUUUUUUUUUACUAAAUUAAUACAAUUAUAUUAUUUAGCCUUAACUUUGUACUAUAUAUAUUUAGAUUUAAUUAUAUACAUGACAUUAUUUUAAUUUCAUUUCAAUAAUUUGAGGGGGCUAAAGAUUCAAUAAUCUAGUAUUGAUUUUGGAUGUUAAACACGAUUUCAUUAGAAGACUAUAAUAAGAAAUUUCGUAUUUAAAAAGUGCCUUAGAAAAGUUUGUCAAAACUACACCCAAGACUAUAGAUUAAGCUGUUGUCAAGACUAGAUUGUAGACUAAACUAUAUACUUAGACCAGACUACAGACUAGGCAAUAGAAUAGACUAUAAACUAGACAAUAGACGUUAGACCAGAUUAUAGACUAAACUCCAGUCCAGAAUAUCAACAAAACUGUAGCCCAGACUAUCUACUAGACUGUAGACAUGACUAUACACUAAGCUAUAACCAAGAUUACGGACUUAGCUAUAAACCAGACUAUAGACUAAACUAGAUUAUGAACUAGAAUAUUGACUUAUUUAUAAACAGAACUAUGGACUAAACUAUAGUCCAGAUUAUAGACUAUUGACUAGAUUAUAGAUUGGACUAUAGCUAUCAACUAGACUACAGUCUAGGCUAUAGACUAAACUAUAAUUCUAGACUAAAGUAUCUUC